Messenger RNA from Paracoccidioides lutzii Pb01, 888 nucleotides. RefSeq lists its product as hypothetical. Gene Ontology annotation, biological process: mitochondrial respiratory chain complex I assembly. The transcript is spliced from 2 exons. The record is from RefSeq and is a predicted model, not a curated record. Gene Ontology annotation, cellular component: mitochondrial inner membrane. The coding region runs from base 1 to 888 and encodes 295 amino acids.
AUGCGCCCGCCAUCCUCCCGUCUUCUACGGGUAUUGCGCCCUUCAGCAAGAACACAGCAAAUGCAAAUACCCCAAUGUGUAAUGACGAUAACUACAUCGCCAUCGCCAUCACGAUCACUAUCAUCAUCGUCCUCAUUACAACCUCAAACGCACGGCCCUUUAAGCCUGCGCGUCAGCGCACCAGACAUCACCAGUCAACAUCAUUCCGUGCUACGCAAUUUCUACACUACCUCCUCCUCCCUCAACAACAACCACAGUAAUAAUAAUACCAAACCCCAAUCCCCCCGAUCCAACCCUCAACGGCCCAACCCCUCCGACACCCGCACCCGCACCCGCACACCCACACCCACACUCAGCCGUACCCCCAACGAAGACAAACCCCCAGGAAGUAUCAGCGAAGACAUAACAUGCGAUCCACCUCUCUUCACUCGGAAUGUGCUUAUGGACGUAGCGGGCCCGUCCACGGCAAUCGAUGCGUGUUUGCCAGAUGGGUUCCACUUGAAUAAUGGGGUGAAGAUUACGGGUGGGGAUGGGUGUUUGUUGGUCGAUGGGGAGGUUUUUGCGUGGAGGCCGUGGGAGGCCGGAAAGAGUGAGAGUGGGAGGCAGAUGGCGGCGAUGAUUAAUGAGAAGGGCCAGUGGGAGGUUGAUGCGGAGGUUUGGGGGGUGUUGAGGUUGAUACGGCCGAAGCCUGACCUUCUUAUUCUUGGACUUGGGGCCUCUGUCCAUCCCCUCUCUCCAGAGACGCGGAGGCAGAUCAAUCUUCUUGGUAUCCGGGUUGAAGUCCAGGAUACGAGGAAUGCGGCGGCCCAGUUUAACCUCUUGGCUACGGAGAGGGGAGUGCGGGAGGUCACAGCGGCGUUGAUUCCUGUUGGCUGGAAAGGGCCGUAG